This is a messenger RNA of Onychomys torridus (southern grasshopper mouse), 3555 nucleotides long. It is a transcript of the gene Oas3, whose product is annotated as 2'-5'-oligoadenylate synthetase 3. The coding region runs from base 1 to 3555 and encodes 1184 amino acids. The transcript is spliced from 16 exons. Lineage: Eukaryota; Metazoa; Chordata; Mammalia; Rodentia; Cricetidae. Gene Ontology annotation, cellular component: nucleoplasm; membrane; cytosol. Gene Ontology annotation, biological process: regulation of ribonuclease activity; defense response to virus; negative regulation of viral genome replication. The record is from RefSeq and is a predicted model, not a curated record. Gene Ontology annotation, molecular function: 2'-5'-oligoadenylate synthetase activity; double-stranded RNA binding.
AUGGACCUGUACCACACACCAGCCAGAGCUCUGGACAAGCUGGUGGCCCACAGCCUGUACCCAUCCCCUGAGUUCACAGCGGCUGUGCGGGGCGCUCUGGGGUCCCUGGACAUCACCCUACGGGAGCGGGGAGCCCCAGGGUCCCAGAGACCAAGGGUGAUAAGGAUCGCCAAGGGAGGAGCCUAUGCCCGGGGCACAGCUCUCAGGGGUGGAUGUGAUGCCGAACUUAUUGUCUUCCUCAACUGCUUCAGGAGCUAUGGGGACCAGAAGACCGGUUACACAGAGACCCUGGGCACCAUGCGGGCGUUGCUGGAGUCCUGGGGACGCCACCCUGGGCCUGGCCUGACCUUUCAGUUUUCUGAGCCAAAGGCGUCCGGUGUCUUGCAGUUCCGGCUGACGUCAACAGACCAGGAAAACUGGAUGGAUGUUAGCCUGCUGCCUGCCUUUGAUGUCCUGGGACAGUCCCAUUCUGGAGUCAAGCCCACACCUGAGGUGUAUGCCUCCCUCAUCAGCAGCGGAUGCCGGGCCGGGGAGCACGCGGCCUGCUUCACAGAGCUCCGAAGGGACUUCAUCAACAUACGCCCAAUCAAGCUUAAGAACUUAAUCCUGCUGGUCAAACACUGGUACCGCCAGGUGCAGACACAGGAGACCACAGGGGCCACACUGCCCCCUGGUUAUGCCCUGGAGCUGCUCACCAUCUUUUCCUGGGAGCAGGGCUGUGGGAAGGACAACUUCAGCCUGGCCCAAGGGCUCCGGACCGUCCUGGCCUUGAUCCAGCAGAACAAGUACCUCUGCAUUUUCUGGACAAAAAACUAUGACUUUGGGGACCCUGUGGUGGGGAAGUUCUUGAGAAGGCAGCUUGAGAGACCCAGGCCUGUGAUCCUGGAUCCAGCUGACCCGACUUGGGAUGUGGGCAACGGGACAGCCUGGCGCUGGGAUGUGCUGGCCAAGGAGGCUGAAUCCUGCUUUAAUGGGCAAUGCUUCCUGCAGGCGUCUGGAGUGCCUGAGCAGCCUUGGGAGGGGCCGGGCCUUCCACGUGCUGGCAUCGUGGGUUUGGACCACCCCGUCCAACACAGGCUUAACCAGGCCCUAAAAGACAACAAAGGUCACAGUGCUGUGCAGUCAAGGGCAGGGAGUCCGCAGCCUUCACAUCCAGCUCAAAGACUCCUGGAAGCAGCCAUCAAGGUCGCUCCUAUGCAGAACCCAACAGCCUGUAAAGUCAGCCAGAACCUCAAAAAGGCAGCACCACCAAGGACUGUCCAUGAAACAGUGCUGAAUGUCCCAAGUCACCUUCAGAUCACCCAGAGCACACCAGCCUCAAAUGUGCCUCUUGGCCGCUCAGGGGCAGCCAGCAUCUCCACCCCUGGGUCAGUGAUGGGCCCAGAUCUGUCACAGAUCCCCAGCAAGGAGCUGGACUCCUUCAUCCAGGACCAUCUGAGGCCGAGUCCCCAGUUCCAGCAGCAGGUGAGGCAAGCCAUUGACACCAUCCUGCGCCGCCUCCGAGAGAAGUGUGUGCACAAAGCCUCCAGGGUCAGCAAGGGAGGCUCUUUCGGCCGAGGCACGGACCUCAGGGGUGGCUGUGAUGUGGAGCUGGUGAUCUUUUAUAAUGUCCUCAGGGACUUCAAGGACCAAAGGUCCCACCAAAAAGAGAUUCUGGAUGACAUUCGGACCCAGCUGCAGUCCUGGUGGCAGGACCCGGUGCCUGGACUGAGCCUCCAGUUCACUGAACAGAGCAGGCCCAAUGCUCUGCAACUCCAGCUAGUGUCCACAGACCUCAACAGCUGGGUGGAUAUCAGUGUGCUGCCUGCUUUUGAUGCUGUGGGGCAGCUGAAGUCUGGCAACAAACCUCAGCCCCAGGUGUACGCCUCCCUCGUCAGCAGCGAAUGCCAGGCCGGGGAGCACGCGGCCUGCUUCGCAGAGCUCCGAAGGAACUUCGUGAACAAUCGCCCGGCCAAGCUUAAGAACCUGAUGCUACUGGUCAAACACUGGUACCGCCAGGUUGCCACUCGCGAUAGAGGAGGAGAGGCAACAGGCAGCGCUCUGCCCCCAGCCUAUGCCCUGGAGCUCCUGACAAUCUUUGCCUGGGAACAAGGCUGUGGGAAACAGGGGUUUAGCAUGGCUGAAGGCCUGCGGACCAUCCUGAGGCUGGUCCAGCAGCACCAGUCACUCUGUGUUUACUGGACAGUCAACUACAGCGUGCAGGACCCGGUCCUCAGAGCACAUCUUCUCAGCCAGCUUCAGAAAGCCAGGCCUCUAGUCCUGGACCCUGCAGACCCAACCUGGAACGUGGGCCAGGGCAACUGGGAACUGUUAGCUCGGGAGGCGGCAGCUCUGGAGUCACAGGUCUGCCUUCGGAGUGGAGAUGGGACUCCUGUACCACCCUGGGAUGUGAUGCCAGCUCUUCUUCACCAGACCCCAGCUGGGGACCUGGACAAGUUCAUCAGCGAAUUCCUCCAGCCUGACCGUCAUUUCCUGACUCAAGUGAAGAAAGCUGUAGACACCAUAUGUUCCUUCCUGAAGGAAAACUGCUUCCGGAAUUCUCCCAUCAAGGUGCUCAAGGUGGUUAAGGGCGGUUCUUCUGCCAAAGGCACGGCUCUACAAGGGCGCUCAGAUGCUGACCUGGUGGUGUUCCUCAGCUGUUUCCGCCAGUUCUCUGAGCAAGGCAGCCAUCGGGCAGAGAUCAUUUCAGAGAUCCAGGCUCAGCUGGAGGCGUGCCAGCAGAAGCAGAAGUUCGAUGUCAAGUUUGAGAUCUCCAACAGGAAGAAUCCCCGAGUGCUCAGCUUCUCGCUGACAUCGCAGACACUGCUGGACCAGAGCGUGGACUUUGACGUGCUGCCAGCCUUCGAUGCCCUCGGCCAGCUGAGGUCCGGCUCUAGGCCUGAUCCCCGGGUCUACGCAGCCCUCAUCCAUAGCUACAGCAAUGCAGGCGAGUUCUCUACCUGCUUCACAGAGCUGCAGCGGGACUUCAUUAGCUCCCGUCCCACCAAACUCAAGAGCCUGAUCCGGCUGGUGAAGUACUGGUACCAACAGUGUGACAAGAUGGUCAAGGGGAAGGGCUCCUUGCCCCCCCAGCAUGGGCUGGAGCUCCUGACCGUGUAUGCCUGGGAGCAGGGCAGCCAGAACCCCCAGUUCAACAUGGCAGAGGGCUUCCGCACUGUGCUGGAGCUGGUUGGCCAGUACCGCCAGCUGUGCAUCUAUUGGACCAUCAACUACAGUGCAGAGGACAAGACCAUCGGGGACUUCCUGAAGAUGCAACUUCAGAAGCCCAGACCCAUCAUCCUGGAUCCAGCUGACCCAACAGGUAACCUGGGCUGCAAUGCCCGCUGGGACCUGCUUGCCCAGGAGGCUGCAACCUACACAUCUGCCCUGUGCUGCAUGGACAAGAACGGCACCCCCAUCAAGCCAUGGCUGGUAAAGCUAACCCUGGGCCCUGCCCCCCACCCCCACCACCACACCCAGCAGAGCCCCAGCCCUGCCAAGAAGCCACUGUCUUCCCCAGCAUCCCUCUACCUGCAGAGACCCACCAACUGUGGUCCAGCUGUGUUCCCCAUGUAA